AUGGUGAGGGACCGCAUAGUGUUCGGCACAUCAUCUACUAAACUUCGUGCAAAAUUGAUAAAUGAAGGGGAGAAAUUGACACUCGAGAAAGCAAUUCAAAUGGGACAAAGUUUGGAAUACUCUCAGGAACAGUUGAAAACAAUGGCCAACCCUGAGAUUGUGUGUCGCUCAGUGAAAGUCAAUGAGGUUGUGACAGAUGAACGCUUUGAUUCAGGGGACUCAGACUUUCUCAUAGACUUAAUUGAUAGCGUGGAUACAUCUACUGAUGUUGACAGUGUUCACUCCAAAACUGAGGAUACUAACCAGGCUUUUGUUACUGUGAAGAUUGUGUGUCGCUCAGUGAAAGUCAAUGAGGUUGUGACAGAUGAACGCUUUGAUUCAGGGGACUCAGACUUUCUCAUAGACUUAAUUGAUAGCGUGGAUACAUCUACUGAUGUUGACAGUGUCCACUCCAAAACUGAGGAUACUAACCAGGCUUUUGUUACUGUGAAGAUUGUGUGUCGCUCAGUGAAAGUCAAUGAGGUUGUGACAGAUGAACGCUUUGAUUCAGGGGACUCAGACUUUCUCAUAGACUUAAUUGAUAGCGUGGAUACAUCUACUGAUGUUGACAGUGUCCACUCCAAAACUGAGGAUACUAACCAGGCUUUUGUUACUGUGAAGAUUGAUGAUCGUGAAUUCACAGCUGAGUAUUACGUUGUAGAGACGGAAUCAAACCCUGUACUCAGUCUCAAAACAUGCCUUGAAUUGGAGCUUAUCCAACUUACCUGUGCGGUUGAUACUUGUGGAUCGAGUGAGAAAUCUGGAAAACCUCUUAAGAAGAGCACCAUUCUUGCAGAAUAUGCCGAUGUGUUUGAGGGCAUUGGGCUCUUUCCAGGUAAAUGUACGAUACACAUCGAUCCGAGUGCUAUCCCUGUAGUUCACCCACCACGAAAAGUUCCAGUCGCACUUCGUGAAAGACUCAAACACGAACUUGAUCGGAUGGAAAAGUCAAACAUCAUCACAAAGGUUGAUGAACCAACUGAAUGGGUCAACUCUUUAGUAAUCGUUGAAAAGCCACACUCAAAGAAACUGCGCAUAUGCUUGGAUCCAUUGGACCUGAAUCGUGCUAUACAGCGUCCACACUACCCAAUGAAAACACUUGAAGACAUCCUUCCAAGCCUCUCUAAGGCUCGUUAUUUCACUAAACUCGAUGCUCGAUCUGGAUAUUGGGCCAUCAGACUGGCUGAGGAAUCUUCAUUUCUUACAACGUUCAACACCCCGUAUGGACGUUACAGAUUUCUUAGACUACCCUUUGGGAUACGUUCAGCACAAGAUGAAUUUCAGCGAAGGAUUGACGAGUGCUAUGAGGGACUAGAUGGCGUUGCAGCCAUAGUUGAUGACGUUCUGGUGUAUGGAAGUACUCCCGAGGAGCAUGAUCACAACCUGCGGAACAUGCUUUCCCGCUCCCGUGACAAAGGUAUUAAGCUUAACGAAGAGAAGCUUGAAGUUGGUGUCACAGAGAUCCAAUACUUUGGACACAUCUUGAGUGCUGAAGGCCUCAGACCGGACCCAGCUAAGGUCUCUGCUAUAUGCUCAAUGAAUCCACCACGUGACCGCUCUGAAUUGGAAACAAUUCUUGGAACGGUUAAUUAUUUAGCCAAGUUUGCUCCUAAUCUGUCCCAGAUCACCAGCCCUCUGCGACAGCUCCUUCCCAAAGACGUUGAGUUUGUGUGGGAUCAUCCUCAGUCCACAGCGUUUCAGAGAAUCAAGGAUAUCAUCACACAGACACCUGGGCAAGUUCUUGCCUACUACGACCCAGACAAGGAUCUAACACUCCAAGUUGAUGCAUCCAAGUAUGGUCUUGGUGCCGCUCUCUUACAGGAUGGGAAGCCUGUCACUUAUGCAUCUAAGUCUUUGACCACCACGGAGGUCAAUUAUGCACAGAUCGAAAAGGAAAUGUUUGCUAUCCUGUUCGGCUGUAAGCGUUUCCACCAGUAUGUUUAUGGUCGGCAUGUGAAAGUCGAGUCCGAUCAUAAACCUCUCAUCUCUAUCAUGAAGAAGCCUCUUGCUGUCGCCCCUGCUCGGUUACAGCGUAUGAUGUUGCAGCUACAAAAGUAUGACCUCACAGUUGAACACAGACCUGGGAAGGAAAUAGUAGUAGCUGAUACACUUUCACGCAAGUCAGUGCCUGAUACCUACCCGCACCUUUCAGAAGGUAUGGACGCGCAUGUCCAUAUGAUAGUAUCAAAUGUUCCUGUCAGUGAGAAGAGGAUGGAGGAUAUUAGACGAGCCACAGAAGCUGACCCUCAGUUCUCCUUGCUCCAACAAACUAUCAUAGAUGGUUGGCCUGAACAUAGGAAGCUAUGCCCAGGGACAAUACUUGAAUUCUGGAACUUCAGGGACCAACUUGCCUUCAUGGAUGGCAUCAUAUUCAAGGGCCAGAAAAUUGUCAUACCCAAGUCCCUGAGGACAAGUAUGCUUGACAAAAUUCACACUGGACACAUGGGAGUUGAAAAGUGUCUCCGACGUGCUCGUGACAUUUUGUUUUGGCCCAAAAUGUCGAAUGAUAUCACAAGUCUUGUACUCAACUGUUCUGUGUGCCUAGAGAGAAGAAACUCUAACCCCAAGGAACCCCUCAUAUCACAUGACAUUCCCAGUCGUCCUUGGCAGACCGUGGCCACAGAUCUCUUCUUAUGGGACACCCAUGAUUUUGUGGUCGUUGUCGACUAUUAUAGCAGGUACUUUGAAGUUUGCAAAUUACCCAGCACCAAAAGCACCACUGUUAUCAAUGCUCUCAAAGAUGUAUUUGCGAGACAUGGGAUACCGGAUAAGGUGAUAUCUGACAAUGGCCCCCAGUACUCCUCACAAGACUUUGCUCAGUUUGCAGAAAAAUGGGACUUUGUGCAUGAGACAUCAAGCCCUCGUUACCCACAGUCAAAUGGUCUUGCCGAGAAAACUGUCCAAACAAUCAAGCGCAUUUUUUCCAAGGCGAAGACAGAUGGCAGAGAUCCACACAUUGGUAUUCUAGAGUGUCUUGGGCUGCAUCUCACCUUGCUUCCAGGCAAGGAGAACAAUUUUGGGGGCUCGUCCAGGAUGCGAGAUGACUAUGUCCUACACUCAAGGGGUAGAACGUUACUGAGGCCGCUGAUGGUGAAACGGGACUGCAAGAGAUCCAUCAACUUUGGAGAAGGGGAUGGAAGCCAUGUUUGA
Haliotis rufescens (red abalone) is the source of this 3189-nucleotide messenger RNA. RefSeq lists its product as uncharacterized. The record is from RefSeq and is a predicted model, not a curated record. NCBI's taxonomy places the organism in Eukaryota, Metazoa, Mollusca, Gastropoda, Lepetellida, Haliotidae. Gene Ontology annotation, molecular function: nucleic acid binding. Bases 1 to 3189 code for a protein of 1062 amino acids. The transcript has 6 exons. Gene Ontology annotation, biological process: DNA integration.